Messenger RNA from Paramecium tetraurelia, 242 nucleotides. RefSeq lists its product as uncharacterized. NCBI's taxonomy places the organism in Eukaryota, Ciliophora, Oligohymenophorea, Peniculida, Parameciidae. The transcript has a single exon. The record is from RefSeq and is a predicted model, not a curated record.
AUGAAUAGUUCCAAUUUGCUUAGAAUACCAAAACCUCAAAUAACUAUAAAAUAGAGUGAAUGGAAUAAGCAAUUAGAAAGGUGUAGAUUAAAUGCUCAAAAUCCUAUGAGCAAAAGCUUUUUCAUGACUUAAAGCAUGUUUGAAUCUCAAUAAAUAAGCUUACACAUAUAAAGUCAAGCAUGAUUAAUCUUUGCACUCUGAGUUAAAUAUAUAUAUUAGUAAAUUAUUAUAAUACGCAUUCA